Monopterus albus (swamp eel) is the source of this 3511-nucleotide messenger RNA. RefSeq names its product alpha-1,3-mannosyl-glycoprotein 4-beta-N-acetylglucosaminyltransferase A (gene mgat4a). Gene Ontology annotation, biological process: protein N-linked glycosylation. Gene Ontology annotation, cellular component: endoplasmic reticulum; endoplasmic reticulum-Golgi intermediate compartment; Golgi stack. Gene Ontology annotation, molecular function: acetylglucosaminyltransferase activity. Lineage: Eukaryota; Metazoa; Chordata; Actinopteri; Synbranchiformes; Synbranchidae. The record is from RefSeq and is a predicted model, not a curated record. The coding region runs from base 900 to 2501 and encodes 533 amino acids. The transcript has 16 exons.
CAUAGCUGUUUUAUUUUGAAAGCGGUUUCCGGAAGACCUGGCUGACAUGAGGUGGAGGCUGCUAGUUAGUUUACGACAACGCUUAACUGUUAAUGUAACUAGCUAGAUGGCUUUGAUAGCAGUAGCCAUUCAUUCGUUUUAGGGCGAAUGUUAACUGAAGUGGACGACCUCGAAGCCUGAAGCUACUGCGCAAAACAGCGGCAAGAGCCCCGGGUAUCGUUUCGACAAUCUGCAGGUUGACAGACCACGGUGGAGUUUCAACUUUUAGCUAACUAACGUCGCAGUCGGCAAGCAGGUCGACCGGCUAGCACAACGGAUAAAACUAAGUGGGUACGUUGAAGAGCAAAUAGAAGGCUUGGCUAGUUGGCAAUACGCAUUUUUAUUAAUUUUUUUUUCAUCUGUUGCUAGUCAAAGCAAAAUCGCCGUAAUUUGAGGCGUAGCCUUUCGGACGUAGUCAGAGACAACAGCCUAUUCCAGGGGACCAACCGUCACACGCUUGAAAUGCCUUCUACUUGUAACUAACGACUGACUGUGGAAAAUUACAAUGGGUUGUGUCGGAAGGUAACUUGCUCGGUCUUAACCAACCAUGUAAGCUGUCUCGUCGUGAAAAGACAUUUGACUCGUGACUGUUAGCUGUUGGACUGUACAGGAGGAGCCCUCCGAACAACAACAACAAGAAAAGACGCACCGAACCAGAGGGUACUUCCGAGCACUCCCCUCGGCGCAGAAGCCCGUGUUCACAGUCCUACUAACUGGAGCGUUUUACUGUUGGACGCCCCCAUAUGCCUGCACCUACGCCCGUGUCAGCGUCCUGAAGACGGACAGAGACAGAGGGAGGGAGGCGACGGCAGCUCCCGCGUCCCCGACACUCAGCCGAGGAGAGGCAUUGCUGAAAUGAGAUGAGGCUCAGAAAUGGAACUGUGGCCACUGUGAUUAUUUUCUUGACAUCUUUCCUCAGCCUGUCCUGGUACACAGCGUGGCAGAAUGGCAAAGAGAAGCUGAUAGCAUACCAGCGGGAGUUCCAUGCCUUGAAAGAGCGCCUUCGUGUGGCAGAGCAUAGGACGCUGCAGCGCUCGUCUGAGCUCAACAAUAUUCUUGAGCAGUUCAGACAUGCCAUUGCCGAGACUAACAACAGCAAAGAUGCCCUCACAAACUUCUCAGAUGAGACACAGAAACUAUUGAAGGAGCUUGCAAAUAGGAAACCUCUCCAGGUGCCAGAUAUUUACCAUCACCUGCCUCAUCUACUCAACAAUGAGGGCAGCCUGCACCCUGCUGUGCAGGUUGGUCUCGGCCGUACGGGAGUUACCAUGGUUAUGGGGAUCCCCACAGUGAAGCGGAAGGUGAAGUCUUACCUCUCGGAGACACUGCGUUCGCUAAUAGACAAGUUAUCACCUGAGGAGAAACUUGACUGUGUUAUAAUUGUCUUUGUUGGGGAGACUGACCUGGAGUAUGUGCACAGCGUGGUUGCUGGCCUAGAGAAAGAGUUUUCUACAGAGCUGAGUUCAGGUUUGUUGGAGGUGAUCUCUCCACCAUCCACCUAUUAUCCUGACCUCACCAACCUCAAAGAGACUUUUGGAGAUUCGAGAGAGAGAGUCAAAUGGCGAACCAAGCAGAAUCUGGACUAUUCCUUCCUCAUGAUGUAUGCUGUGAGCAAAGGGGUUUAUUAUGUCCAGCUGGAGGAUGACAUUGUGGCCAAGCCCAACUAUUUUGCCACUAUGAAAAACUUUGCUCUGCAGCUCUCGUCAGAGGACUGGAUGAUCCUGGAGUUCUCUCAGCUGGGCUUCAUUGGAAAAAUGUUCCAGGCUCCAGACCUAAACCUCAUUGUUGAGUUCAUCUUCAUGUUUUACAAGGAGAAGCCCAUUGACUGGCUGCUGGACCAUAUUCUCUGGGUCAAAGUCUGCAAUCCAGAGAAAGACGCGAAACAUUGUGAGCGUCAGAAGUCCAGCCUACGUGUACGGUUCAGACCCUCUCUAUUUCAGCAUGUGGGGCUCCAUUCUUCUCUUGCUGGAAAGAUCCAGAAACUCACAGACAAAGACUUCCUUAAGCCACUGCUCCACAAGAUGCAUGUCAACCCCCCAGCUGAGGUUUCCACUUCAAUGAAGGUGUAUCAGGGUCACACGCUGGAGAAGACGUAUCUAGGAGAGGACUUCUUCUGGGCCAUUACUCCUACUGCUGGAGACUACGUCCUCUUCAAAUUUGACAGGCCUGUUAGCAUAGAGAGGUUCCUAUUUCGCAGCGGUAACCAGGAGCACCCAGGGGACAAGAUCGAGAACACCACGGUGGAAAUACUGCCCGUCUCGGAAACUGGACUGCAGACCAAAGAGAAGUACAAACGAACAGAGGACCACUUUUAUAGAAUUGGUCAGUUUGAGAAGGGUGUGGCAGAAGGGGCUGUAGAUCGCUCCUUCAAUCCUGUUGUCGCGCUUCGGCUUUCAGUUCUUAAAGACUCCGCUGUGUGGGCCAUCCUUAGUGAAAUACAUAUAAAGAGGAUAGCUGGCUGAUUGUUCUUGAGGGGGCACAUUAGUCUUGGCCCCUGGGGGACCAAAAUCUCCUGGACUGCUUAAGCAGGGCCUUUGGAACCUAGCAACCAGCAGUGAAAUGAUUAGAGUUGUUCAUCUGUCUGAGGAAUGUCACCUCUGUCCCCAGCUAUUCUUAAUGUACCUUGUUAUUCUUCUUCUCAUCUAUCAAUUUCUCUUUGUUUCUGACUCUCCCCCUCACUCUUGUGCUCUUAAUUCAUUUGUGAGAAUGUGAAUACUACUAUUUAAAGAACAACAGCAGAGUGUGAAACAACAUUUGUUCCCAGCUCUGGCUCUCAAAGUGACUAUGUUGCUCAGCAGCUUUGAACACAAUCAGAAAACGCCUAGAGGAAUGAGGACAAAUCAUCACAUCUGGGAAGAACCAGUGAUCUGGCCACUGGUGUAGAUGCUGCCAAAUCCUUCUGCUGCUCGAUGCUGCCACCUUUGGGCAAGCUGGGGCAUUGCACUGUCUCUAGUGCCUCAGCAAAGCCUGUGAUGAUCAAGAAUGUUGUCAUCACUAAUGGCCAGCUGCUCUCUGUUCUUGAUCAAUACCAGCCCAAGCAAAAAUAUUUCCCUCACUCCUGAGGUAUUAUAAGUCACAUGCAAAUGCUCCACUUGUCCUGAAACACAAACUCAGGAUGAGCUUACUGUUCCAAAAUCCUGCCUGGAGCCAGUCAGUGACAACUUUGACCAUAGGCCAGAUUCUGUGGUACUUACCCCGGUCCAUCAAAAACAUAAGUACCAUGACGCCAUAUCUGCCUCACCUCCUGUCUGACAGGCCGCGUAUCCAUUUAUAGUAAACCAAUCAGACAUUGACUGGUCUCAUUGUCCUGAAGGAAUAUAUUAUUAUAUUGAUAUAUUGUUACAGCUAUGAUGAUCUAUGAAGGUGACUUAAUUUAUUGGAAAUAAAUCUUUAAUUUGUACAAGAGGUAAAUAUAUUUUUAUUCUAUUUGAAGAGGUUUAUGGUAGUUCAGUAUGUUUUAUUUGUGCUGUUU